Messenger RNA from Mirounga angustirostris (Northern elephant seal), 5050 nucleotides. RefSeq names its product zinc finger protein 449 (gene ZNF449). The transcript has 5 exons. Gene Ontology annotation, molecular function: RNA polymerase II cis-regulatory region sequence-specific DNA binding; DNA-binding transcription factor activity, RNA polymerase II-specific. The record is from RefSeq and is a predicted model, not a curated record. Lineage: Eukaryota; Metazoa; Chordata; Mammalia; Carnivora; Phocidae. The coding region runs from base 1186 to 2742 and encodes 518 amino acids. Gene Ontology annotation, biological process: regulation of transcription by RNA polymerase II.
GAGAACAAUACCAGAGUCAUAAGGCCAGGAAAGCUUUUUUUUAAUAUUUUAUUUAUUUGACAGAGAGACACAGCGAGAGAAGGAAUACAAGCAGGGGGAGUGGGAGAGGGAGAAGCAGGCUUCCCGCGGAGCAGGGGGCCCGAUGUGGGGCUCGAUCCCAGGCCUCCAGGAUAAUGACCUUAGCCGAAGGCAGACGCUUAAGGACUGAGCCACUCAGGCGCCCCGCCCAGGAAAGCUUAUUAAAAUGCGAGUUCUCAGGCCGCCUGGGUGGCUCAGUCGGUUCAGCGUCUGCCUUGGGCUGGGGUCGUGGUCCCGACGUCCCGGGAUUGAGUCCCGAGAGGGGCUCCCUGCUCGGUAGGGAGUCUGCUUCUCCCUCUCUCUCUGCCCGUCCCUUGUGUUCUCUCUCAAAUAAAUAAAAUGCCAAUUCUCGGGGGGUGGGGGGGGGCUGCUUGGCUCGGGUCAUAAUCCCAGGGUCCUGGGUUGGAGCCCCGUGGGGCUACCCUGGUCAGUGAGAGUCUGCUUCUCCCUCUCCUUCUGCCCUUCCCGCCCAAGGCCCACCCCUCCCCACCCCCGCUUGUGCUCGUGCUUUCCCGCUCUUAUAAAUGAAAUCUUAAAAAAAAAAAAAUGUGAAUUCUCCAGCUCAUGCGAGAUGCGGUGCGUCAGGGUUAUCGGGGAGGGGCCCCCAAAUCUGAAGUUUUACCAGGGCCUCCCAAGAAAUUCUUCCUGCACUGAGAGGCUGGAGAAUCGGUGACCCAGGAAUAAAAGAGUUAAAGGAGGCCCCCAGCACUCGGGUUACUCUGGGGCGGAUGGAAGAGAAGCCCUUGCUGGGAUCAGGAACCGGGGACGUCCCACCCAAGCCCCUGGGCUCUGGAAGCGCUGAAGACCGGAAACGGGAACGCUUCCAAGGCUGCAGGAGGCCCCUAGGAGGCCAAGGAAGCGGCGGUCCCUCCCACGUCAGCAUGCUCUCGGGCCCAGACGGCGGGGCGCGUGCGUCGGAGCCUGCCGGGAAAUGUAGUCCUCAGGGCGGCCGCGCGCCUGCGUCCUGCGCAGCUGCCCCGGGGAGCCUGGGAAAGCCGUGGGCGCCGAGGCGCUGUGGGUGGCUCCCCCUUGACGCCUCCACAGAGAAACAGACUGGAAUCUGAGACUUCAGGCCCCAGAGAAAGUGUACAGGACCAGAACGGGGCGAUGGCGGUGGCCCUGGGCUGCGCGAUCCAGGCCUCGUUGAAUCAGGGCUCCGUGUUUCAAGACUAUGAUGCCGACUGUGAAGUCUUCCGUCAGCGCUUCAGGCAGUUCCAGUACAAAGAAGCGGCCGGGCCUCAUGAAGCUUUCAACAAACUCUGGGAGCUUUGCUGUCAGUGGCUGAAGCCAAAGCUGCGUUCCAAGGAACAAAUCCUGGAGCUGCUGGUGUUGGAACAGUUCCUCACUAUUCUGCCCGCGGAGAUAGAGACCUGGGUGAGAGAACAUUGCCCAGAGAAUAGAGAAAGAGUUGUGUCACUGAUUGAAGACUUACAGAGAGAACUGGACAUACCAGAGCAGCAGAUCGAUAGGCAGGAAAUGCUGUUGGAGGAGCUGGUACCCGUGGGACCCGCGCACGUACCGCCGAACGUCCACCUGGAGUCGCCCCCACUGCAAGUGAUGGGACCCGCCCCGGACGCCCCCGUGGCGGAGGCCUGGAUGCCCCAGGCGGGGCUGCCGGAGCUGGGCUUCGGUGCUGCCGAGGACUGCCGGCCCUUCCUGGACCCUGGAUAUCCCAUACCAAAGCUUGACGUGAGCUUUCCAUUGGAGCCUCGGGAAGAAGCGUGGGUGAAGGAACUACAAGAAUCCAAAGAAAUGAAGCAAUUACUUGAUUCCAAGAUAGGUUUUGAGAUCGGGAUAGAAAACGAAGAUGAUACUUCAAAACAGAAAAAACUGGAGAACAUGUACCCAUUUAUUGUUACUCUAGAGGGGAAUGCUCUCCACGGGCCCAUCUUGCAGAAGGACUAUGUACAGUUGGAGAAUCAAUGGGAGAGCCCCCCAGAGGAUUUACAGACAGAUUUAACAAAACUGGUAGAUCAUCAGGACCCCCCAGCAGGAGAGAAACCUGAAAAUUCCAACAUGGAAGAACCUCUUAACCCCAGGCCCCAGAAGAAAAAGAGUCCAGGGGACAAACCUCACCGAUGUCCUCAGUGUGGGAAGUGUUUUGCUCGGAAGUCACAACUUACGGGGCACCAGAGAAUUCACUCAGGAGAGGAGCCCCAUAAAUGCCCUGAGUGUGGAAAAAGAUUCCUCCGUAGUUCAGACCUUUAUAGGCACCAACGGCUUCACACAGGGGAGAGACCCUAUGAGUGCACCGUGUGUAACAAGCGAUUCACUCGGCGGUCGCACCUGAUAGGCCACCAGAGAACCCAUUCUGAAGAAGAAACGUACAAAUGCCUGGAGUGUGGGAAAAGCUUUUGUCAUGGAUCAAGUCUCAAAAGGCAUCUGAAAACGCAUUCGGGUGAAAAACCUCACAGAUGUCCCAGUUGUGGUAAAAGUUUUAGUAGACUGACAGCUCUAACUUUGCAUCAGAGAACUCACACAGAAGAGAGACCUUUUAAAUGUACUUACUGUGGGAAAAGCUUUAGACAGAGACCAAGCCUUGUUAUUCAUUUACGAAUCCAUACAGGGGAGAAGCCAUAUAAGUGUAGUCAUUGUUCUAAAAGCUUCAGGCAGAGGGCAGGCCUUAUUAUGCACCAGGUCACUCACUUUAGAGGACUUCUUUGAGAAUUGUCAAAGGCAGCAGGCUCCUACAGAAAUUGACACUCAAAAAAAAAAAAAAAAAAAUCUUAACCGACAGCAGCCUGUUUGUCUUGGAGGAAUCUUUUCGUUUGAGCUUAUGAGAACAGGUUUUAAGAACUAUUUUAAAACCCCGUCUUCCAAAGUAUGUGAAUUCUAGUGUAUCCAUCUAGUCUUGCAAUGUUCCCAGAUUCGAUUUAUUCUGUCUCUUACUUAUUUUUUUUUUUUUUAUGACAAUGAAAUCUUUUGUGUCCCGGGCCAACCGUAUCAUAGAUAUAAAGCAUAAAGCAUAUCACGGAUGACAAUCCUUUUCAGGGUAGGGUUCAUAUGAUGGAUAAUCGUGUCCACCAACAUAUCUCCUGUAGCAGCACCAGAAUUAUUCUGCUGUCAUUAUUUUUUUUUAAACAGCAACUCUUUUUUUUUUUUUUAAGAUUUUAUUUAUUUAUUUGACAGAGAGAGACAGUGAGAGAGGGAACAUAAGCAGGCAGAGUGGGAGAGGGAGAAGCAGGCUCCCCGCUGAACAGAGAGCCCGAUGCGGGGCUUGAUCCCAGGACCCUGGGAUCAUGACCUGAGCCGAAGGCAGACGCUUAACGACUGAGCCACCCAGGCGCCCCUCUGCUGUCAUUAUUAAAGGCGAUUAUAUUCGUUCAAAGCUUUAUGUGUCAUAACUAGCAAGAAAGGAGACAGUGUAUUUUGUCAAAUAAUAAAAAUGUGUCGGGAACACAUUUGCCUGGUAAGAACGGGGUUAUUUCCAUAGAAAGUUUUUAUGUUUAAGGAAAGUAAGAUUUUUACCCUUUAGUUAUGAAUUGUGCAGAGUUGGCUAGUCUGCUUAGUCGGUGGUCUGGGGUGAUGCUGCUUAGAGCCGAGUAUUCAUUUGAGGAUUUCUUUUGUUCACAGAAUAAGUAAGCUCUUUGUGGAAGAAUCCGUUUGACAGUUGAUGUCAUCCAAGUAGAAUUUGAUUUAAUUUAGACUGACUGAGGAACCAGUGUCUGUUGCUUGGUACUCCUUUGGUAUUCACCCCUGUGUCUCUCAGUGCUUUUAAAAUUUUACCCAUUCUUUAAUUCAGUGUCCCCCUAACUAUGUGUCGUAGAGCACUUAGUUCUACAAGAUACUUUACAAAUAACUUCGGGACUCCCUGCUGUCUCCACUUUCUAGAUUCACGGUGCCCAUCAGCAUAUGAGGAUGUCUGAGAGGCCGUCCGGUAAAGGUGUGGCAAGAGCACCUCUUUUGGCUCAAUGUUUUGCCAACCUAUUUGACCCCAGAACCCCUUUUCAUGUCCACCCAGUGAUAACCCAGAGAACCAGUAUUCGGCAGAUAUUCCUUGGAAUACACUGUCUUUAACAGAUGUAUCUAUAGCUGUCAGUAUAGUCUUGUCGCUCCCAAGCCUAGUUAUCUCCAGUUGUUUCAAGGGUGUUAUGAAAAGUUCUUUACAUAUAUACAUUUUUUUUUAUGUAAUACACACACACACACACACAUCAUUUUAAGGAGGUGUGAGGGUCACUAAUUGAGAUAAUUUAUAUGUCGCUCAGUGAUUCUCAACCUCUUUGAAAUUUACUUAUAACCACACACACAUAUUGCUACUUAUAUAAACAUUCUCAUGUAAUCGCGGUAAUGACUCAAAGUCCUGUAACAAGGGAAGAGCUCUCUUUGUCAGUUAUAGCUGUUGAUACCUGAAAAUAUUCCUUCAGCCUACCUAGUUCCUUGUUGUGAAAUACAAGAGGUAGGACAUUCAAGUAUUUUCCCUUUUUGAAGAUACCAGUCAUUCUUUCCCUAACCUAGAAUUACGGAAAGUAUAUAUAUUUUUUCUCUUCCAUUGAAGUUCUCGGAAGUGAUAUUGACUAUAAAUAUUUCGGGGGCAACUACGAUGUGCCCAGCUAGUCCUGUUCUAGGCUUAAUGGAAACCAGUAAAGACAUUAAUCUGUGAGUCAGGUGCAUAAGGAGUUUAUAAUAUCGUUAGUUAAACAAGAGUUGGGAAACACAUGGAGAACAAUGCAAGAGAGUUUGGAAUUAAGUGCCAAAUCAUAUGAAGCGCUAGAGCCAGGGUGUGUCUUUAAUUCUUGUCAUCCGGGUCCCUGUAAGAUGCUGCUAUAAGUGUGGGGUUAACGUUGAGAUCCCAGUAGCAAUAAACAUGUAACGUGGGAGGAGUCUGAAUGUAGAGAUGAACAAUACGGAAUGUAAUGGCUUCUCUUUUCUCUCUUGUGGACUUGCAUUCAAACCAGGACAGUGCCUUAGAAAGGAUGUGCCCAACUGCUCUGUAUCUAUGCAAUAUUUUAAUAAAGUGGAAAUGUGUAUGCUC